This is a messenger RNA of Gasterosteus aculeatus aculeatus (three-spined stickleback), 2912 nucleotides long. It is a transcript of the gene bsdc1, whose product is annotated as BSD domain containing 1. Gene Ontology annotation, cellular component: cytoplasm. NCBI's taxonomy places the organism in Eukaryota, Metazoa, Chordata, Actinopteri, Perciformes, Gasterosteidae. The record is from RefSeq and is a predicted model, not a curated record.
ACAACUAUUCAUAACAGUGAAUUUCAUUCGAUUCAUUUCCGUAUAUGUAGAUGUGUCUAUCCGGGCGUGGCAGGAGGGAAGUCAUUCUGCAUCACGUGUAUUUCAAAGCCUUGCAACACGGGUCGGAGUUCAGUAAAUACUGAUGAUGUCAUCGCCUGAAGAUGGCUGAAGGAGAAGGCUGGUGGGGAGGCUGGCUUCAGCAGAGCUACCAGGCCGUCAAAGAUAAGUCCACGGAGGCCUUAGAAUUCAUAAAGCGAGACCUGACAGAGUUCUCCACCGUGGUUCAACACGACACAACCUGCUCAAUUGUGGCUACGGCCACGGCUGUCAGGAAUAAGCUCGCGGUGGAAGGGUCCUCUGAGACCUCAGAAAAAGUGAAGAAGAGCCUUUCUAGUUUCUUAGGAGUAAUAACUGACACGCUCGCUCCGCCACCCGAUAAAACCAUUGACUGUGAUGUAAUCACGUUGGUGGCGACGCCGUCAGGAACUACAGAAGUCUACGACAGUUGUAAGGCGCGUCUCUACAGCUUGCAAGCGGACCCUGCUACGUACUGCAAUGAGCCGGAUGGUCCCCCGGAGCAGUUUGACAACUGGCUGUCCAGAUUCAGCUUGGAAGACACAAAGACAGAAAUCUCAGAGCUUCUGGUCACCAGUCCUUCUAUACGAGCCCUUUACACAAAAAUGGUGCCGGCGGCUGUAACACAUUCAGAAUUCUGGCAGCGGUAUUUCUACAGAGUCUUUCAGUUGGACCAGGAGGAGGCCAGGAGACUGGCGCUGAAGCAAAGGGCGGAGCAGACUACACACACAGAGACCCUUGGCUGGGAGGAAGAGGAGGAAGAUGAUUUCCUCGGCGCUACGUCAUCAUCUCGACUGAACCUGACCCCACCCCUGGACAACAGCUCAACCCGGCCCCCCAUCACCCCGAGUGCUCCCGCGGGAGCGGCUCUCCUGAGCUCCGUCCCGUCCCCCGCCGAAGAGCGCGACGCCGCCCUCUCCGGCAGCAGCGACAGCGUCAGCCUGCCGACGCAGGUUUCGGCGUGGCGGGAGCCCGUUGCCGCGGAGCCCGUUGCCGCGGAGCCCGUUGCCGCGGAGCCCGUUGCCGUGCAGCCCGUUGCCACGGAGCUUGCCGAGAAGCUGACCGAUGCCAGCUUGGAAGAUGCCGCGGGCAAGAUGCAAGCAAAGCAGAGGCCCGGGAAGAGGGACUCGCCAGAGGUCACCGUCGAUGGGGCGUCCGUGCGGCCGUCCGCCCCCACCGACAAACCAGACGCGGCAAAGGAGGAGGGGCUGCAGGACCUGAGAGUGUUUGAGCUCAAUUCCGACAGCGGGAAGUCUUCGCCCUCUAACAAUGGCAAGAAAGGGUCCAGCACCGAUGUGAGUGAGGACUGGGAGAAGGACUUUGACUUGGACAUGACGGAAGAAGAAGUCCAAAUGGCACUCUCUAAAAUAGAAGCUUCUGGAGAGAUGGAUGAAGACUGGGAGAACUGGGAAUGAGAGCCACUGCAACAGAAACUCUGUUCAACCAUUAACGCUAGUUCUCGGCCGACGAACUAUGCUUACCGUGUUUUAACUCUUUGUCCACACUGUCACCAUGUCAUGAUUGUCAGUAAGGGAUGUCCCGGCGGGUUUGGACCAUAUUGGGGAACCUGUUAAAAAGAGUAAGGCAAUAAGAAUCACACUGCUCUGUCAGGCCAGCGCAGACUAAUGGCUCUUUGCUGUUUCUUGUAGCUUCUGACUUCGACACUACAACACUAGUCACUCCUUUAUUUUAUUUUUCAAAGCUUGAAGGACGCGCAGCGACGAGUCCGAAUGUGAAAGGUACCCCUGCAGCAAGGAAGGAGCCAUUUCCCCCUUUUCAUUAUGCCAUAAUAAAACGUAUGUCGCCAGUGCAUUGCAGGUUGGGCAACGAUGUAACGGCAGGCUGCAAAAUAGCCAUAAACUAUAAUGCUGCUUGUCAACGCUUGAUGAUUGAAUGCUUCGUUUCUACCCGUGCCCCCGUUGUUUCCUUCUCAUCUUUACAAUGCGAGAGAAUCUUCAAAAUGAAAACAUAUAUAUAUAUAUAUAUAUAUAUAUAUAUAUAUAUAUAUUGGCCUUCUUUCACAGAGCACUUUUCAUCUUGGAUUCACUCCCAACUCUAGACAUACGGCCUUGUAAAACAUUCUGCAGUGUGAUGUUAUCCAAAGGUUCCGCUGCGCCGCCGGCUGACCCGGCGUUGGUUCUUUCCCCGCUCUUUGUCAUAUCAUCUUAUUCGUUGGACUAAUGUGAGCUGGUUGGAGGCUGUAACUGUGUCGCCUUUUGAAUAAGUUGUUUGUCUUAUUUGGGUCGUGGGAAUUCAUUACUUUUGACUUUGCUGGAGCGAGGUGGCGUGCGAGCAAACCGAGAGAAUGCAUGUCGCUCCCGUUGUCGCGGCGGCAGAUUCUUUGCUUUGAAACUGAGGGUUGCAGGAAAUGUGCCAACAGGCCGAGGAGCAACGGGCGCACUAUCCAUCCUUCUCUGAUUUCCUUCUCUGUCAUCUGUAAUGUGCGCGAGGCAAAAGUACUAGAGGUGUAAUAUUUAUACUAAAAUAAAUGCUUAAUUAUUGUAUGAUGUGCUUUGGAUUGCAUGUCUGUGCAAUACCAUGCGGGACGUUGUGCAGAUGUGUCAACGUUGAGUUGUAUGUUUUCUGGUGAAGACACAGGCUGUUCUUCAGGUUCUUGUGUUCUCACAAUGUGUUGCAUGUCUAUAAUUCUCUGCUGUGUAUUCCCUUCCGAUUCACACGUUGAACUAAUCGAAGCUGUUCCACACUCGUCUGUUUUCAAAUCAGAUGUCAAGUUCUUUCUUUUUUUUUUCUUCUUUUUUUUCCCCCCCCCAAAGUCAAUUAUUUCCCUUUUGUUUAUUUUCAAAUGAUCAUUGUUAUUAAAGGCUUCAUGGCUAGUG